Molecule: messenger RNA, 1374 nt
Organism: Capsicum annuum
Lineage: Eukaryota; Viridiplantae; Streptophyta; Magnoliopsida; Solanales; Solanaceae
Product: dehydration-responsive element-binding protein 1B
Exons: 1
Coding region: 255-1127 (290 amino acids)
Biological process (GO): regulation of DNA-templated transcription
Molecular function (GO): DNA-binding transcription factor activity; DNA binding
Source: RefSeq, a predicted model, not a curated record
CUCACUUAUCAUAUCAUCUAUAGUAACUGUGUCUAUAUAAUCUGUACAUAUAGAGACUGGCCGGGGUCUGAAUCUACUUUCGGUAAGAAAUUACAUCGUAUAAUAAGGUACAUUUUUUAUUUUUGAAUCACUCAACACAAUAUUAGUUGCCAAGUUUAGCAAGAACAUUUUUAUUUUUGGAACCCCAAACACACUUCUUGUUCAAAAAGAAAUUCAUCCAAUCUCAUCACUUCCAUAUUUCAUUAUUUUCAAGAAUGGACAUUUUUGGAAACUUAUAUUUUGAUCCACUUCCUCCUACAUCAAGUAUUUGUGAUUCUAAUGGUAGCUGUGGAAAAGCCAAUUCUUCUAAUGAAGAAGUGGUGUUAUUACUAGCUUCAAAUAACACAAAAAGACGUGGAGGUAGGAAGAAGCUUCGCGAAACUCGACACCCGGUUUAUAGGGGAGUGAGGUGGAGACAUUCAGAAAAGUGGGUUAGUGAAGUGAGAGUACCCGGUAAGAAAUCAAGAAUUUGGCUUGGCACCUUCCCAACUGCAGAAAUGGCAGCUAGAGCUCAUGACGUGGCGGUCAUGGCUCUUAAAGGCCGGUCAGCUUGUUUGAAUUUUGCAGACUCGGCCUGGAGGUUGCCAGUCCCUGCCUCAGCAGCCACCAAGGAUAUUCAAAUGGCGGCCGCUGAAGCAGCUGAGGCAUUUCGGUUGUCAAAAUUCACGGAAGGAGAAAACUCGGAGGAAGUUACCACUAAUGACCAAGUGAUCACACAGUAUAGUGUUGACUCGACUAAUUGGAGGUUGCCCACUCCUACUUCAGCGACUGCUAAGGACAUUCAGAAUGCAGCCGCUGAAGUAGCUGAGGCAUUUCGGCUGUCAGAAUCCUCGGAGGGAGAAAACUCCGAGGAAGUUAUCAUUGUUGACCAAGUCACACAAGACAUCGUCAUUGCCGAGUUACCGGACUAUAACAUGUUGUUCAUGGACGAGGAGGAGCUUUUCUACAUGCCGGGAUUACUUGCCAAUAUGGCCGAAGGGCUAAUGCUGCCACCUCCGCCUCCGCCUCAAUGUAUAGACGGAUAUGACGACUCAUAUCACAUGGAACCUGAUGAUAUUGACAUGUCUUUGUGGAGUUAUCGAAUUUAACCAAAUGUGUUAAGAGAUUUGAGUAGUUUAGCUCCCUAUAAAUACAUCAAAAAUGUAGGGUGUGUUUGGUACUAAGAAAAAUGUUCACCAAAAUAAGUAGGUUUCUGUACUUCGAUAGAAAAUGUUUUAAAAAACUUGGGCCAAUCGAACAUGAAAAAGAUAGAAAAACUCAUCCUUAACAUGAUGACAAACCCAGCGGUAACGGAAAAUGAACUUAUGAUAUGGAGUUGAGAGAUUCCUACUGCAA